Messenger RNA from Plenodomus lingam JN3, 1656 nucleotides. RefSeq lists its product as uncharacterized. Gene Ontology annotation, molecular function: protein binding. Lineage: Eukaryota; Fungi; Ascomycota; Dothideomycetes; Pleosporales; Leptosphaeriaceae. The record is from RefSeq and is a predicted model, not a curated record.
AUGAAACGGUCGUAUGGAGACGAGAGUCAUGAUCAGCACCCGGCAAAAGUGCGACGACUAUCGCGGCCGGACAGGCUAUCCAGACUGAGUGAUGAGUUGCUUGUGCGCAUACUGUCCUUCGUCCCCGUCCCUUCCUUGGUAGUAUGCCAACGGAUAUCCAAAAAGUUUAGUCGUCUCUCAAUCGACUCCGAACUCUGGAAAGCCGCCUACUAUCGGACCUUUGUCCUCCCACGCGCCUCUCGUAUACCCGGCAUCAGAGACCCCGCCACACCCAACCGACUGCACUAUUCCUCACGGCUUUCCAAGUGGCUAGAUGACAGCUCUCUCAUCAGGGAUGGCGUCUGCACUCACUGGAAGCAGCAAUACCGACUGCGUCAUAACUGGGCCCAAGGGCAAUGCGCCGUCAGUGAAAUAUUGGUUGCUGAGCGGCCCCCCGAGCCGCCCUUGCUCGUCAUGAUGUCCAACAACGUCGUGUACGCAGCCGACUCUAUAUCGGGUCUUCGAGCUUGGAGAUCCAAAUUUGAUAGAGAACUCUUGGCUUCAGUCAGUCUUACCAGCGAUGCGGGCAUACCGAGACUCCCCAUCUCAAUGGCGAUAGACGCUUCAGAGAGGAAUAGUGGUACCGAAAGAGUGGUACUAGGCUUUGAAGACGGCUCUUUUUCUGUUUUUGCUCUGAGGACAGACGAAAAGAGACUGGACAACCUCUAUACUCAUCCCGCAUCGACAAACGGGAUGCUCUCCGCCAUUGCCUUUGCCUCGCCCUAUCUUCUCACAAUGACAGAAGAUCAUUUACUGUCAUUGUAUCUAUUUCCGGAGACGUCCGAUGUUUCUGGCCCUCUUGACGACCCACAACUGCUAUAUUCGUUACGCUCCAGUACGGCCUGGCCUCCUGUAUCUCUCUCCCUGCGGAUCACAGCGUCGAGCAUGACUGCAGCGAUUGCAUACUCGCUGCCAACCUAUCUCUCCGGCUGGACAGUGGGCGUGCAAGAGCUCCGUCUCUCGCACGAGGGUGUUCUGCUAGAAUCGCGCCUCGCCACCGCAGCAGACGAACAUUCCUUUACGCUCUCUGCAUACCGCUCCGCCUCGUCCUCUACACGCUCACCGUCACCGUUCCUAGGCAGUGCGCGUCAAAACACUUUAACAAGUGGCCCAAGUAAAUCGAAUCCAACGUUGAUGUCCUACUCGCACCCCUAUCUGCUCGUCGCCCACCCCGACAACACACUUUCACUAUAUCUGGUCCGAUCAACCUCGUCCGCGCUAUCAAUAAGCUCAGGGAACCGGCUCUGGGGCCACACAUCCUCCAUAUCAGGCGCACAUGUCGGAAUGCGCGGGAAAGCCGUGUCCGUCAGUCGUCUGGGCGAUGAACUGCGGGUGUGGGAUCUCGAGGGCGGCAUGGCGUCUUCCGCACUUCGCAAACGCUCUCGCAACGGCGAACUCAGUGUUCGCAUCCAGCCCUCCAGAGUCGUCGACGAGGAAGAUGACGCGCAAGAAGAGGAUUCCUCGGGACGGAGACACGGGCUGCGUGUCGCACUAGACCAGGGCUUUGACGACUCGACGGUGAGCCGGGGCUGGGUGGGCUUUGAUGAGCAGAACGUUAUUGUGCUGCGGGAGAAGAGCGAGGGAAGUCAGGCGUUGGUUGUCUACGACUUUUCUUGA